Molecule: messenger RNA, 704 nt
Organism: Rhododendron vialii
Lineage: Eukaryota; Viridiplantae; Streptophyta; Magnoliopsida; Ericales; Ericaceae
Product: monothiol glutaredoxin-S9-like
Exons: 1
Coding region: 148-453 (101 amino acids)
Cellular component (GO): cytoplasm; nucleus
Source: RefSeq, a predicted model, not a curated record
CUAAAACUACCAUCGGAUCACAAUUCACACUGAUCCGAUGGAUAGUGAUAAAUAAGUUUAACCUUCACCGCACACCGAGGACCACCCUAGCUAUAUUUUUUUCCAAACUAAUUUUAUUGCCUUCACUUUUGAGAUUGGAAAAUCAAGAUGGAUAAGGUGAAAAGAUUGGCAUCGGAGAAUGGGGUAGUGAUAUUCAGCAAGAGCACGUGUUGCCUGUGCUAUGCUGUGAAUGUUCUGUUUCAGGAGCUAGGGGUGAGCCCUGUAGUUCAUGAGAUUGACCAAGACCCUGAGGGGAGGGAAAUGGAGAAGGCUCUAAUGAGCUUGGGGUGCAAUGCACCUGUGCCAGCAGUUUUCAUACAAGGAAAACCGAUUGGUUCCACCAAUGAAGUCAUGUCCCUUCACCUGAGUGGUUCCUUGAUUCCGCUGCUCCAGCCUUAUCAGGCUCUUAAUUGAUUGAUGCACUGCGGUACUGAGAAAAAGCCAUACUAGAAGAAUAAAAGCUUGGCCAAGCUCCAAGAAUCAGCUCCUUGUUUAGGAGUCUAUAGAUAUCUGUGUGUGUAGUUGGCUUUAUGUAUGGAGUAGUGGGUAGCUUUCAAGUUAAUUAGCUUAAGGUUGUUUUAGCCCCUUUGCCUAGAAGAGAAAGAGGGAAGGAUUGUACCCUACUUGCUUUACCUUAAUGAAGUGUUGGAUGUGUAUUGCACUUA